Molecule: messenger RNA, 1177 nt
Organism: Saccoglossus kowalevskii
Lineage: Eukaryota; Metazoa; Hemichordata; Enteropneusta; Harrimaniidae
Product: acyl-CoA-binding domain-containing protein 6-like
Molecular function (GO): fatty-acyl-CoA binding; protein binding
Source: RefSeq, a predicted model, not a curated record
AUGGAAGAGGGAGAACUCGGGUAUCGCGAGUUGGCGGAUCGUUUCGAACUUGCCACGGACCAUGUCAGAACGCUGGCUCACAGGCUGAGUAAUGAUAAACUGCUUUACUUUUAUGCAAGAUUCAAACAGGCAAAAGAAGGUGUUUGUAAUACUUCCAGACCAGGUUUCUUUGACUUUGAAGGCAAACAGAAGUGGGAUUGCUGGAAGAAGCUUGGUACAAUGAGUGAAAUGCAAGCAAUGAAAGAGUAUAUUAAUGAACUACUACGAGUUGAUCCAUCCUGGCAUGCAGAUGCUGAGACAACCAAGACCACGACUGGAAUGGGUGUUGCUGUCAGUACUUUGUACAAAGAAGAAGUACAAAUAAGGGAUGAUCAAAAGACUAUUUUUGAUUGGCUGAAGGAGGACAACAUAUCAAAGGUACAGUCACUGAUGCAGAACUGUAAUGAGGACGUAACGAAUCAGGUCGAUGAUCAGGGAUUAACGUUAUUACACUGGGCAUGUGAUCGAGGGUUAGAGAAAAUGGUUAAUUUACUUUUAAAAUAUAAUGCAAAUAUUAAUGCUAAAGACGAAGACGGACAGACUCCCUUGCACUAUGCGGUUACCUGUGAAUUUGUUCCUGUUAUUAAGCUGCUUCUAGACCAUGGAGCUGAUGUCUCUAUCGAGGACAAUGACGGCUGUCUACCAUCAGCGAAUACGUACAACAAAGAUAUUAUAUCACUCUUGGGUUGUCCCUGAUUUAUGUAUGAAAUACUGUAUUACCUCUAUUAGAAUUGCAUGUGAUAAAACAAGCUUUUUUGGGUACCACUGAAUCCUGGGUAUUAGAAAUCUGUGCCUCGUGUAUCAGCAUUUAAAAGUUAAUUAGAUUAUUAUUAACUAUUAUAUGUUGACAAUUCUAAUAGAGGAAAUAUGGUUGGUUUGUUAUUUUUGUGCUAGGUGACAUUGAAUGUCACUGACUGUUUUGAUAACAAAAUUUCAAAGUACAUUUUCCAUCAGAAACAGUGUUUCCUGUUUGGGACUAUGUGACAGGACAGUUUAAUACAUUUUCCCUGUUUCAACCAGAUCAAACCCUAUCAUUGGGUCAUAUAAGCAUUAAAAUCAAUUACCAUUGGUUAGGAAAAAAGCACCCAGCAGUAGGUUAUUUCAACUUUCAUGCAAACAAAUAAUUACAUUACAAUUU